AACACUUUUACCAUGGACAAUAACUAGUUUCUAGCACUUGGCUGUGUUCAAACAGCUUUCAGCUAAAUAAUUGAGUUUCUUCAACUAUAGUUGAGCUUCAGCUGCUUUCUGUGUUGAAACUGUCAGCUUAGCGAAUGUAUGGCUACUAGCUGCUCCGGUCGUAACUGCCGCUCAUGUUAUUUUAUUUCCUAUACAAGACUGGUAAAACCAAGAGACAACUAUUUAUGUCAAUUUCCUCAGCUUCAAGUUCUUUCUUCAGGAACCACGCUGAACUGAAGCGACAGUUGAGUUUUUCCUCCAGUUUGUUCUACUUUUGAACUUCAGGAGGCGCUAUUGGGCUGAUGCUGACCAGGGCGGCCCAGUGGACCAGCUCCAGAACACCGGCUCUAGCACAGACAAUUUGGAGUCCACGCCACUGACCGGGUAUAAGAAAAUCCUGGACUUGUUGGGGAAUUUUGUUUCCAGGCACCCGCAGGAGGCAGAGCAUGUGUUUGAGGAGCCGCUUCAGUGGAACACCACGUUAGCGAAAUCUGAUUUCAAAGACUAUAUCAUCAGCUUCAACCAGCUCCCUAAACCGCUGCAUCUGGCAGAUGACGGGAAGCAUCAAGAGGUCCAAGCGUGUCUAGAAAGUAACUACAUGCUACCCUUUUACCCAGCGCAGUGGAGGAGGAAGUGGAGUUCUUGAAAGAGUACUGCACUGAAGGGGGGAAGAGGCUGCUGAAGUCAGUGAGAUACACAUCAGUAUUUUGUAGAACAGAAACCUCGUAAGAGUAUUCACGUUGCACACCUGGAUUAUGAAAUAGAACAAGCCCAACCCAAGACGCCUGAAGAACGAGAGUGGGAGAAAGUACAGCAAGCUCUGUACGGCAGGAGGAAACGUGAACCAUGUCAUAGAUGGAGGAAUCUCGGUGUGCUGAAUAUGUGUAGUGCCAGUGGAAUUGAAGGCCAGGAAGAGCUCUGCACAGAAGAAAAUUCUGGAACCCAAAACCUAGAUCAUGAUGAAGAGUGGCCUCUGCAUCAUCUUCUCCUGGACUCACAGCCUUCCUGAGAAGCCACUUGGCCCAGCUUCUCCAAAGAAAUCCCAAGAUAUUCCCAGGCCAGUCAAGAAACAAAGCCCCUCCAGCAUAUCAUGGACAUAAACACCUGAUCUCUGUGCUACUGAAUACAUCCAGACUGCAGAUCUCUCUCAGAUCUCUUUGUGCAGAGUGACUGCAGAAGACAAACUGACCCGGGAUCUGGUCCGCAGCCACCACGGCCUGCAGCCUCUGGUGUCACUGCUCUCUAAAGCAGAGAACAAGCAGCUCCUGGCUGCUGCCACCGGGGCCAUUUGGAAGUGUUCAAUCAACAUGGAGAACGUAGCUAUCUUCCAGGAGUACAAAGCUCUGCAGGCCCUGAUUGGUCUGCUGACUGAUCAGCCUGAACAGGUCCUGAUCAAUGUAGUGGGAGCUCUGGGACAAUUUGCUCAGAUACAAGCUAACAAGUCCGCCAUCUGCAACGGUGGGGGCAUAAGGGCUCUCAUUAACCUGCUCAAUGGAACAAACCAGGCUCUGCUUGUAAAUGUAGCAAAGACUGUGGGAGCUUGUGCCACAGAAAGGGACAACGUGGCAAUCAUUGACCAGCUUGACGGAGUCCGCUUGGUGUGGUCACUGCUAAAGAACCCCAAUGCAGAAGUUCAGGCUAGUGCUGCAUGGGCCAUUUGUCCGUGCAUCGAGAAUGCAAAGGACGCCGGGGAAAUGGUUCUCUUCCUGAUCGGAGGACUGAAGCUGAUCAUUCACUUACUGAAGUCACCAAGCAAUGAGGUGCUGACGAGCAUUUGCGCCGUCAUCGCCAAACUAGCCAAAGACAAGGAAAUCCUGGGUGUCCUCUCUGAUCGUGGGGUUGUCCCCCUGCUGGCCAAGCUGAGUAACACAAGUGAUGUCAGACUUCGCUGCCACCUGGCCGAGGCCAUCGGCCACUGCUGCAUGUGGGGCUCCAAUAGGGCAUGCUUUGGUGAACAUGGAGCCGUUGGCCCUCUGGUUCAGUACUUGGAGUCGAACGACAAUUUGCUCCUCCUUAACACAACCAUGGCCCUGUACCAACUGUCCAAAGAGCCCAACAACAUCAUCACCAUGCAUGAGGAAGGAGUUGUCGAGGAGAGACGCGGGGACAGUUUUCUUCCACGAACCUUUUGGAUUCGAGCGCAGCAGAGAAAUCUGCGGACCGAGCGGCCAAAGAUGAACACCGUUGUGUUUAACAAGCUGAGCAGUCAGGUCCUGUUUGAGGACAAGGCGAAGGAAGUGGAAAUGAGCAGCAGAAAUUACCUGGAGGUCAUCGACGGCCAACAUCCAGAUCUCCUCUGCAGCAGCCCGGCCAUCAGAGACAGCCAGGCGGCCAGACACAGGCGGAGCGGGGGUCGUCCCAGCGGCAGCAAAGUGCGACACAAGCGCCAGGCUCUGCAGGACAUGGCGCGGCCGCUCAAGCAGUGGCUCUACAAGCACAGAGACAACCCGUACCCGACCAAGACGGAGAAAAUCCUGCUGGCGCUCGGCUCGCAGAUGACUCUGGUCCAGGUGUCCAACUGGUUCGCCAACGCCAGGAGACGCCUGAAGAACACGGUGAGGCAGCCGGACCUGAGCUGGGCGCUGCGGAUCAAACUCUACAACAAAUACGUUCAGGGCAACGCCGAGAGGCUGAGCGUCAGCAGCGACGACAGCUGCUCCCAAGAUGGAGACAACCCUCAGAGGACACAGAGCGGUCCUGAGGAUCUCACCAAGCCCUUGUACCAGAGCGUCAUCAAGAAGGAGGGCUCCCCCAUGGUGGGCGUGGCCAUCGGCAUGGACCCAGGGCUGCGUUCUGCCGUGGAGGCCGAGGACUACGUGUCUCCACCCAAGUACAAGAGCAGCCUGCUGCACCGCUACCUGAACGACUCUCUGCGGCACGUCAUGGUGGCCAACGCUGUCAUGGACGCUCGCAAGAGGAACCACUCUGGCUCCUUCAGCUCCAACGAGUUCGAUGACGAGCUGCUGUCGCCAUCGUCCUCUGAAGCUGAGGCCCACUUCGUCUAUCGAGCCGAAGCCACAGACCAUGGAUCAAGUCAACAUGACAACUGUAACGCUCUGUGUUUUGUUCUCUCUGUGAACGGUGGCGUCGCAGCGACGCAGAAGGUGAAGGUGAAGGCCAAAGAUGAGACGUACUGGAAGGAGAUCAACGCCGCCAUGGCCUUGACCAACUUGGCUCAGGGGAAGGACAGCGUCUCCGGGACAACCAGCUGCAUCAUCCAGAAGUCCUCCCAUAUAGCUGAGGUGAAGACUGUUAAAGUGCCAUUGUUGCAAAAGUUUUAGCUCCGAUUUCCCUAUGCAAAGCAGAAACAUUUCUCUCAGUAAACUUGUAGGAGUCAAAAAAACAUUUAAAGAACUGGUGCUUAAGGAGGAAGGUGGGUUUGUGAAAAAAAAAAUGUUUUGGUCUUUCUGAAACUGUUCAAACGAUAGAUUCCUUUUUUUAAAAAAAAAACAAAAACAUAAAUAUUUUGUAAUGUUAACUUAUUGUUUUGAGUCUUUUUAUUGCUACAAAUAUAUUUUCCAAAGUGCCUUUGUUUUCAGCAGUUUGCUUACUGAUUGUGCGCAAUGGAACAUAUGAUCACAGAGAUUUGUGAAGGAAUGUUUUGUCGAGUGCAGGCUCUUAGUCGGUAUUAUUCAGGAUUUGUCCCUUGUAACAUUAUGUGCCUUAAGAACAGAGUGAGCUCAUUGGCAUUGAUGAACUCAAAUAGCAUGCAUCUGCACAGGAACUGUUCCUAUUUUGACUGGAGUUUCCAUUUGGGCUGUAAACAGAGCUCUGCUUUGGGACUGCUCAGCACGUUUCGAAGCGAAGAGCUUUGUCCAUCUCGUCCGCCUCUUAACCUCGGAUUCCAUCAGCCACUGAAGAAUUUUUCUUUCUUUGAGCCGUGUAUCCACCGAAACGUGCGCAAGUUCUCAGCUGGACCCAAAGCCGCUAAUCGCCCACGUGGCCAGGCCGAUAAAGUCGAGCAAAAGACCGCAGUGACCUAAAAGGGAUGUUUUUACUUUAUGUUAUCAGUCUGCCGUGUGAAGUGUCGUAGCUUCUCCCCCCUGUUUUUUUUUUUUGUUGUUGCGUAAAACAGGAUGGUACGGAGUAAAAAAAAUGAACCCAAAAAGCCAAGCUCUGCUCCCUUUCUGCCUUUUGAUCCGCAGCCUCCCCAGAUGUUCGGCAUUACAUUUAAAUUGCUGUUUACAAGAAGCCUGAGGACAGGCUUAAAAAUGUAACUUUCUCUUCCAUGGCCUCUUUCUGUCCUGCACAGUAUUAUUUCUUUGUCAGCCAAGUGUUUAAAGCAUUUAUUAUGGCUGCCUGUGUGUGUCUUGUGUCGGUUUUGAUUAAAACUGUCUCGUCUAAACUGUGUUGCGUUGAAAUCGUCUCCGUCACCCAGUGGAAAAAUGGAAAAAUCCGCUUCUGUGAAAGUGAUUAUUGCAGUUGCACCUGAUUUUUAGCUUUAAGGAUGUCUUGGAGGUUCUGUUGGUGUGCCUGAAAAUGAACGUUUUGUAUUUACAGUGGUCUGACUGCCGUGAUGAAGGACUUUAAAAGAGAACAAAACUGCACAAUUACUUUUUUUUCCUUAACAUGCAUUGAAUGUGUAACCAGACGUUCACGGCUACAUCGGCAUUUUUAACAAAGAAAAGUCAGAGAAACAAAUCUUUUGGUUAUAUCGGUUUGUGCAUACAUGGAAGUAGUUUGUAAUUAAUCACACCGAACCUCAGGCUCUGUUUGUUUAUGGUCUCGAGACGUUGGCCUCCACCUCCGGCGUGUGUUUUGCAGCCAGCUGAUCCACGGCUCGCGUUUCAGUUGGCAGCCGCUCACGCCUCGCACAACGGCCGCAUGCUGGUGACGGAGGCAGAAAAAGGUCAAGGGGAGUUCAAAGGCAGCAACAGGAACACCAGGUGUAUAAGCAAACGGGCUCCACAGCCAUGAACCCGGUACUGUAACGCUCUCCAGCACAAACUCUGCUCUUAACCACGCUGAGAGAUCUGAAAAUGUGUGUUUUGUGAUGUAUAAAUUAUUGCAUUGAAAAAGCAAUGAAAGUGGUGACCGAAACUUGUCUUUUAUUGUUAAUUUAUAUGAAUGGAUUUUUUCUUUUUUCUUUUUUUUAAAUAAUAUUUUGAUAAAGACUGGAUUUUCCAUCCAACGAUCAGAUUUAUAUCCUCUUGUACUGUUUCAUUUGCCUUCCUGUAAAAUGUGUUUGAUAAAACUGUUGUUACUUGGCGAUGAUGACAAAUAAACAUCUGAGCAACAUGA
Messenger RNA from Gambusia affinis (western mosquitofish), 5280 nucleotides. RefSeq names its product homeobox protein Mohawk-like. Bases 1347 to 3320 code for a protein of 657 amino acids. Lineage: Eukaryota; Metazoa; Chordata; Actinopteri; Cyprinodontiformes; Poeciliidae. Gene Ontology annotation, molecular function: protein binding; DNA-binding transcription factor activity, RNA polymerase II-specific; DNA binding. The record is from RefSeq and is a predicted model, not a curated record. The transcript has 17 exons. Gene Ontology annotation, biological process: regulation of DNA-templated transcription.